ACGAAAAUAAACAACGAACCAAAAAUGUCUGGAAGUCAACGUUCAUUUGCCCAAAAAUUGUCUAGGACCCAUGCAUCGGAUGUGCGUAAAAAUGUGGUCAAUUGUCAUAUGCAAACGAAGACGACGGAUUCCAUAAUGUGUUCCUCAACGCUUUCGUUGACGGAACCCGUGGAACCAUUGGAUUAUGAAGAAUUUCUAAAUUCUCACAUGAAUACGAUUAAUCGUGAUCCGCUGAAGAAUAUUUUGGAUUUUCCACCCGGUGAUGUUAUGGUGAAGACUAUACCACGUAAAAUACGAACCAUUGAUCAUGUAGUGCCAAAGGAGAAUAUUUCUGAAUUACCCCAACACAUUCAGGAAUGUGUCAACUGUUAUACACGACCAUGGAAAGUUGUGGAAUAUGCCCAACGCCACUAUUCCAGUUCUUGUUGUGCCCGAGAACGUAUAGAUCGUGGCACAAUAAGUCCUUCUGCUUACCAGCAGGAAUUCGAAAUUGAUAAAGAAUUUGCUUCUUUCGAUGAAUCCUCCUUGACGGAUCAAAGUACCAGUUGUACUCCCAGUUCUAGACAAUCUAUUGCCAGUCUGUCGUCAGUAAGUUCUUGUACAGAUACUUUAACACCACGCGGCUCGUGGGCCAGCUUUGAUUUACGCAGAUCCGUCAAUGAUCCUUUAAUACCAAAUUUACUUGAUGAUGUUCCUCCUGAACAUGUCGAUCAAACGAAUGAAAUGAAGCGACUGGUUGAUCGCCAGGAAGCCUUGUUUUCCCUUUACCCCGAAGCAGAUCCCGAAGAUGUCAUAGAACGUAGAUUGGCUGCCGAAUUCCCUAUGGAACAUAUGGGUCAUCGUAUUUUUGUUAAAUGUCUUCAAUUGCGUUUGGAACUAGAGGUGGAACCCAUCUUUGCUUCUAUGGCCAUUUAUGAUGCCAAGGAAAAGAAAAAAGUCUCCGAAAAUUUCUACUUCGAUAUGAAUUCGGAUACUCUGCGAAGAAUGUUGAAUACUCAUGUGCGCACUGCCGAUGAAAGUACCCAAAGUAGAUCGGCCAUAUUUGAUAUUAGCUAUCCCAGUAAUGAUUUAUUUUUGGUUAUUCGCUUGGAGAAAGUUCUGCAGGGCGAUAUCAAAGACUCGGUGGAACCAUAUAUUAAGGACGACAAGGAUAAGUGUCGUGAAAAGGCCAAGAUUAAUGCAUCCGAUUAUUGUGAGCGGUUGGGAAAAUAUCGCAUGCCAUUUGCUUGGACGGGAAUAUAUUUGACAAAUAUAUUCCAUGGCGAUAAUUUUGAGGGGAAGGAUGGUAAAGAUGGCCAGGAAAGGGAAUCAGGAGGUUCCUUGGGUUCUGCGGCCAGUUCAAACAGCCUAGAUCGCAAGUCAUCUACCAGUAGUUUUGACCAGUUGCGGCGCAAAGCCAAUGAUAUGAGUGGUACAUUAACACGGCGUGGAUCAUUGGAACGCAAGGAAAAACGUCGUUCAUGGUCACCGGAUGAUUUUGCAAAUGUUGUGGAGUCUUUUAGGCCAGUAACCCUUACAAUAUCGAGCUUCUUUAAGCAAGAGGCUGAUAAAAUGAAAGAUGAAGAUUUAUACAAAUUCCUUAUGGAACUGAAAAGGCCCAGUUCCGCCAUGAAGAAAUAUAAAUGUAUACCAGGGUCAAUAAAACUUGAAAUCUCACCUUGUCCAGAUGAUAUUAAGAAUGCAUUAACACCGGAAUUGGCCAAGCUGGAUCCUUAUCCACCAGACAAAACUCGGCCAAUCAAGGAGAUUCUUGAAUUCCCCACAAUGCCCAUUUAUAAUCCUCAUUAUACAUAUCGCAAUUUGUUGUUUGUAUCCCCCAAGGAAUUGAAUUUCUCUUCGAGAGCUGGUUCGGCCCGCAACAUUGCAGUACGUGUCCAAUUAAUGUCUGGUGAGACACAAAAUGAUGCUCUCUGUGCAAUCUUUGGUAAAUCAUCAUGUCCGGAAUAUUCCAAUGAGGCAUUUACGGCGGUGAAUUAUCACAAUAAAUGUCCAGGAUUUUAUGAUGAAAUAAAAAUCGCACUUCCGGCUCAUUUGAAACAAAAUCAUCAUUUGCUGUUCACCAUUUAUCAUGUCUCGUGUCAAAAGAAACCACAAGAUGUCCAGCCAUCAGUGGAAACCCCCGUGGGCUACACCUGGUUACCGUUAAUGGAAGAUGGUAAAUUGAAGGUGGGAGAAUUCCAAUUACCCGUUAUGGUAGAACCACCACCAGAAAAUUACUCCUUCAUACCACCCAAUGUCCAUUUGCCGGGUACCAAAUGGUUGGAUAAUCAUCGUCCCGUUUUCACUAUAUCUGUGGAGGCUGUAACAUCGGUACACACAUUGGACCCCAACCUGGAUCGCUUCUUUUUAAUGUGUGAAUAUUUGGAUUCCCGCAAAAUACCACCCAGAAUUGGUGAGGGCAAUAUGGAAAGUGAAAUGAAGAAAUGCCUGUUGGAAAUUGCAAAUGCCGAAAGGGAACCAUUGGUAAAGAAUUUACAUUUGGUAUUGGACAAGUUAAUCGAACUUUUGGUUACCACCUAUAAAAUUGGUGGCCAAACCUUGUCAUUGGGCUCGACAGUUUUUGAAGUCCUUUGUUUAGUAUCCGCCAAUUUGUCCAUACUCAAUGAUGAUUUGGUCAUCGAUCAACAUGGAAGGCAAUCUCUACUUUCGACUUAUGUCCAAUUCCAAAGUAAAAUACCACAUCCAUUUAGUGGUAAGAGACGCAUCACCUGCAGUCGUAGUAAUGCUGAGGAGAUGCAUUCUUCGAGUUCUUGCUCGGACACGUACAGUAUUUAUGAUAAUGUUGUGGCUGGUAGAAGCUUGGAUCGCAAGGAGUUGGCAAUGGAAAUGUCGCCCACAUAUGUUGCCGGCAGGGAUGGGCAAGUACGUUUAUUACAUGAAGAAUUAGCACUACACUGGGUUGUGGCAAGUGGACGGGCAGCCGAUUUAGCCAUGAGUAAUUCAUGGUUUUUAUUUGAAUUAAUUGUCAAAUCAAUGAUAGAACAUUUAGCUGUCACCUUGACUCUACAAUCGCCACGGAAGCAACGUUUUCCCCAUCAAUAUACCGAUGAUAUUUCCACCCUGGUACAUUUGGUGACCACCAAGGUUGUCGGCUAUCACAGCAAUGAACCGAAAUUGGCACAGAGUUUAAAUGCCAGUUUAAGUUUCUUUAUAUUCGAUCUGUUUAGUGUUAUGGAUCGGGGAUUUGUUUUUGGUCUCAUCAAAACCUAUUAUAAAGUGCUGAUAUCGAAAAAUGCCUCCAUACCGGAUUUGAUGAAUUAUAAAAUUGACUUCUUGCGUAUUGUGUGUAGUCAUGAGCAUUAUGUGGCAUUGAAUUUACCCUUUGGUACCCCGUAUACCACAAAAUCUGCACCGUGUAGUCCAACGCCGAGUACCACUUCGAAUACUAGUGGAACGUCAUAUGGAUCCAUUGAAAGAGCUGCCCUGCAUGCCGAUUUGAGUAUUGAUUUUCGGCAACAACAUUUCUUGGUCGGUUUGGUUUUAAGCGAUUUGGCAACUGUUUUGGAAGUACCCAAUCCCCAACUCCAUGGCAAAGCGAUACGUUGCAUUAAAAAUCUCAUGACUUCACAUGAUUUAGAUCCCCGUUAUACAGAUGCUGAGGCUCGAGCACGUGUGGCUGCCCUGUAUCUACCCCUCUUGGGUAUUAUAAUGGAUGCCAUACCACAGCUGCAUCAAUAUUUAACCGAUUCCAAUGAUCGUCUACAUAAUAUGGGUCUUUUGGAAGAUUAUCAAGGACCGAAUACAAUGAUUGCAACCACUACCAUUAGUCCCGAAGUAGCAUAUGCCAUUUCCGGAUCUCGUGCAUAUGCCUACACGGAUCAAGUUAAAAAUAAAUCACCACUAAGCAGUGAAAAUACACGUCAUCUAUUGGUUUGUUUCAUGUGGGUUUUGAAAAAUAUCGAAAAAUCUACAUUAUAUCGUUGGACUUUGGGUCUGUCGCCGCAUCGGGUGCAUCAAAUGUUACAAGUUUUGAAUGCAUGUCUACCCUGUUUCGAAUAUAAGGGACAAAAACGUUUGCCUGUCCUCAAACGUAAUACGCAAAGUUUUCGCAAGACCACAGACCUCAAGGACAAGUUGGAGGAAUGUAUACGUGGUACCAAUUCGGCACGUUAUGAUUUAAUACAGCGGCGUAAAGAUCGUAACUCAACGGAGAAAUUCCGUUGGAAGAAAGAUCAAAUGCCGUAUAGGACACAAUUUUAUGAUACCACGGUUAAGGCUGAUCCGGAAAUGGAGUUGAGUCAAUUCAUAGAAGGUUCAUUGGCCACGGAAAUAACUCUGGUAAUACUUGAUUGUUUGGAGAUAAUUGUACAGGUGGCCACGCACUCAGAAAUGCAUCAUAACUUAUUGGGAACCGUGUUGAAAGUUUUACUGCAUGCCUUGUCACGUAAUCAAAGCACUUUGGCUUUGAAAAAUCUAUUCUCCUCACAGAGGUCGUUGAUAUUUAAAUUCCCCAAUUUGUUGUUCGAUGAGGAGACUGACAUUUGUGCUGAUCUUUGUUUGCUGCUGCUCAAACAUUGUGGUUCAAAUUUGCCCGGAAUACGUUCCCAGGCGGCAGCAUCGUUGUAUUUGUUGAUGAGGCAAAAUUUCGAAAUUGGCAAUAACUUUGCCCGUGUUAAAAUGCAAGUGACCAUGUCCUUAUCCUCCUUGGUUGGCACCAGUUCAUCGUUUAGCGAACAAUCAUUGCGGCGUGCCUUGAAAACCAUUUUGGUUUAUGCCGAAUCAGAUACUGAUUUACAGGAAACCUCCUUCCCCGAACAGGUACAAGAUUUGCUAUUCAAUCUGCACAUGAUUCUCUCGGACACGGUGAAAAUGAAAGAGUAUCAAGAAGAUCCGGAAAUGUUAUUGGAUCUAAUGCAUCGCAUUGCAAAAGGCUAUCAAAAUAAUCCCGAUUUACGUUUAACAUGGUUAGAGAAUAUGGCCAAAAAACAUCGUGAGAGAGCAAAUCACACCGAGGCAGCCAUGUGUUUUGUACAUUCGGCGGCAUUGGUUGCCGAAUAUCUUAGCAUGUUGGAAUCACAAACACAUUUACCCGUCGGAGCGGUUAGUUUCCAAAAAGUUACACCAAAUUCUCUACUUGAAUCGGCUGUAUCAGAUGAUGUUCUUAGUCCCGGCGAAGAUGGCAUUUGUUUGGGUAAUCAUUUUACCGAAUCGGGUUUGAAGGUUCUAUUGGAGGAGGCGGCAAAUUCUUUUCAAAUAUCCGGCAUGUAUGAGGCCAUGAAUGAAGUCUAUAAAAUUCUAAUACCCAUCUGUGAGGCCAAUCGAGAUUUCCAAAAAUUAAGUAAAAUCCAUGGCAAAUUACAGCUGGCCUACAAUCGCAUUGCUCAAUUGCAGGGUAAACGUGUCUUUGGCACAUACUUCCGUGUGGGUUUCUACGGGGCCAAAUUUGGUGAUUUGGAUCAGCAGGAGUUUAUAUACAAGGAGCCAACACUCACCAAAUUACCGGAAAUAUUUAGUCGGCUGCAGAACUUUUAUGCGGAGCGUUUUGGUCCAGAUUCUGUGCACAUUAUUAAGGACUCAAAUAUUGUGGAUGUCAAUAGUUUAGAUCCCGAAAAGGCAUAUAUACAAAUUACUUAUGUGGAACCAUAUUUUGAAAACUAUGAGCUAAGGCAUCGAGAAACAUAUUUUGAAAGGAAUUUCAAUAUAAAACGUUUUAUUUUUGCCACCCCUUUUACCAAGUCGGGUAAAGCCCAUGGCGAGCUGCAUGAACAGUGUAAACGUAAAACCAUUUUAACCACAGCCACACAUUUCCCCUACGUGAAGACCCGCAUUCAAGUAAUUAAUCGCCAACAAAUUGUCUUGGAACCCAUUGAGGUGGCCAUAGAGGAUAUUCAAAAGAAAACCAUAGAAUUGGCAGCGGCCACAAAUCAAGAACCAGCUGAUCCGAAAAUAUUACAAAUGGUUUUGCAAGGUUGCAUAGGAACGACCGUAAAUCAGGGACCCAUGGAAAUGGCGGCGGUAUUUCUUUCGAAUCUCUCGGAUGGUGUAACCAUACCCACAAAACAUCAAAACAAAUUGCGUCUCUGCUUUAGAGAAUUUUCCAAACGUUGUGCUGAUGCUCUCAAGAAAAAUCGAAAUCUUAUACUGUCCGAUCAAAAGGAUUAUCAACGGGAAUUGGAACGUAAUAAUGAGCGGUUUGUAGAACGUCUAACACCGUUGAUUACAUUAACACCCACGCAGGCGCAGGGUGUUGUUAAGGCCAAUGCAGCCAGCAAUCGUGGAACACCCUUAAAAUGGUAACUUAAUACUACCAUGCUCUCU
Musca vetustissima is the source of this 6258-nucleotide messenger RNA. RefSeq names its product dedicator of cytokinesis protein 7 (gene Zir). Gene Ontology annotation, biological process: small GTPase-mediated signal transduction; positive regulation of GTPase activity. The record is from RefSeq and is a predicted model, not a curated record. Lineage: Eukaryota; Metazoa; Arthropoda; Insecta; Diptera; Muscidae. The transcript has 11 exons. Bases 25 to 6237 code for a protein of 2070 amino acids. Gene Ontology annotation, molecular function: guanyl-nucleotide exchange factor activity.